UUUGAUGCGGAAAUUACGUCACCGGCCACGUUCGAACACUUUCAUGCAGAGAGCGCCCGCAUAGUUGCCCGUUGCCAUAGUUACCAGUGGAGAGGGCGAGACUGCUCCUGUGACCUAGCAAAAUGGCGACCAUAAUGUAGAAUGGGACGUGAAUGAUUGAAAGUGAGCUCAGGGGAGGAUUCUGGUCUGCUGAUUGAUUGUUCAGCAUCAUAUGGAGAUCAACAUGGCCUUAAAUGUCUUUGAUCAUGACGAUUAUCGGCCGCCCGUGUGGAAGUCCUACUUGUACCAGCUCCAGCAGGAGGCGCCACACCCCCGCAGAGUCACCUGCACCUCUGAGGUGGAGAACCGUCCCAAAUACUACGGCAGAGAGUUCCACGGGAUGAUCUCCAGAGAGGAGACAGACCAGCUUCUGAGUCAGGCUGAGGGCAGCUACCUGAUCCGGGAGAGCCAGAGACAGCCAGGCACGUACACCCUGGCUCUGAGGUUUGGGAAUCAAACCAGAAACUUCCGGCUGUAUCACGAUGGGAAGCAUUUUGUGGGCGAGAAGAGGUUCGAGUCCAUCCACGACCUGGUGACAGACGGCCUCAUCACGCUCUACAUCGAGACUAAGGCCGCGGAGUACAUCGCUAAGAUGACCAUCAACCCCAUCUACGAGCACGUGGGCUACACCACCCUGAACCAGGAGCACGCCCUGAAAAACCAGGUGCAGCGCUGCCCGGACGAGCCCGACGCCGCCCGCAGCAGGAACGACUGCAGCACAGAGAGGCUGACAUCGCUGGUGCGGCGGGCGACCCUGAGGGAGAGCGACCUGGCACCCAAAUACGAGAAGGUUCACAACUUCAAGGUUCACACGUUCAGGGGCCCCCACUGGUGUGAGUACUGUGCCAACUUCAUGUGGGGUCUCAUCGCUCAGGGAGUGAAAUGUGCAGACUGCGGGUUGAACGUCCACAAGCAGUGCUCCAAGGUGGUGCCGAACGACUGCCAGCCGGACCUCCGGCACGUCAAGAAGGUGUACAGCUGCGACCUAACCACGCUGGUGAAAGCCCAUAACACCAAGAGGCCGAUGGUGGUCGACAUGUGCAUCCAGGAGAUCGAGGCUAGGGGUCUUCAGUCUGAAGGAUUGUACAGAAUCUCCGGCUUCAGCGAGCUGAUAGAGGAUGUGAAGUUGGCCUUUGACAGAGAUGGAGAAAAAGCGGACAUUUCCUCCAGCGCAUACGAAGACAUCAACAUCAUCACCGGAGCGCUGAAGCUCUACUUUCGAGAGCUGCCCAUUCCUCUCAUCACCUACGACGCGUACCCCCGCUUCAUUGAAGCUGCCAAGAUUUCCGAUCCAGAGAAACUUCUGGAGUCUCUCCAUGAAGCCUUAAAGCUGUUGCCCCCGGCGCACUGCGAGACUCUGCGAUACCUCAUGGGUCACCUCAAGAGAGUAACCCAGUACGAGAAGGAGAACCUGAUGUCCAGCGAGAACCUGGGGAUCGUCUUUGGCCCCACGCUGAUGCGCGCCCCUGGCCUGGACGCUAUGACGGCCCUGAACGACAUCCGAUAUCAGAGACUGGUGGUGGAGACACUCAUCACCCACGAGGACGUGCUGUUCUGAGAGUGGCUGGAAAAACUUUGGAGAUGCUUGAAAGCUUCGUCUUCUCCUGGACUCUUCAAACCCGGUUUAAGCGUUGAAGGAGACGUAAUGAAGGAAGUUCUGAAGAAGAAACCACAACAAACGAAUCAAUGGGAGGACCAAAGGACUCUCAGAUUCCUGCUUUGUCCCUUCUUUCUUUAAUGGAUUCCUUGACAUUUUCUUUUUUUCUUCUGUAAAAUUAGAAAGCGUUUGUGCCUCCCACCUCCUAAAAAAUAAGCCUCCAAGUGGAGGAUGACUCACUGCUUUCAGGAACCUGAAUGUUAAAUCAAAGGAGGAAUAUGAAUUGGAUAGAGGCAGAGAGCAUCAGCAGUGAGCGUUCUGAGCAUGUUUCAGUGACACUAUAAGGUCUAUUUUAGAGGUAACUUUUCCUCCAUUAUCGUCAUCACAACGGCUUUCCUUCAUUUCCAGAUUUUUGUUGUCAAGGUCUCCAUUUAUGGCGAUGAAGUUCCGGUUAAGACAGCAGGAUGAAUGAAUUAAAGAGGUGACCCCCCCCCAUAGCACCUCCUCAUUCCUCAGAAGGACUUUCCGUGAUCUGGGCCUACUGUGUUGUCAUUCCUACCUUUUUUUUCUACAUUUGCAGCUCUCGUGAACUCCUUUAGCUAACCUGAAAUUGCACAGAGAUCUUAGAAAAAGCCUUUUUUAAGCUUUGAGGAUAAAGCAGUUUUUUUUUAGGAGAUGAAAAUGACGAUUGUUUGCCUGUGUUCCCCUCUCCACCUGCCUGAGGAUAAAAACACAGAUGAAACACUCAUCUGUGUCAGGAGAAUGUAAAAUUGUAGUGCCAGUCCACAGGAUGUGCAGUAUUGUUGUGCUGUCGUCUCCACAAGCAGCAGGUGAAGGGGUGACCUGUUACGCUCAACCGAGUAAAAAACAAUUGGAAUUUGAAGAAUUUCUGGGCCUUUUUCUUUAGUUCAUAGAAGUGACUCAGUACUUGAAGGUUUGUGCACCGGUAUAAGUGUUGGACGACCAUGUCUACAACAUGAAGGAGUGAGAUUUUUUGGUUUUUAUGAUGCAUAAGUCUUUGAAAAAGAUGGAUGUAUUUGAACACCCUGAACCCUGUUCUUUACCCACCUCUACCCCAUUUUUGUCGGGGGUCACAAACAGUUAUUGAUUUAGACGCUGAGUCAGAGCUAAAAAAAACUUGUAAAGGUAAAGGCAUCAACAUCAUUUUUCGAACCUUUUUAUUUGUUUCAUGAAGGUCGGUUACCGGUGUACCGUCAGUUUGUGAGCCUCCAGUGAUUCUUUUUUAGCAUAAUGAAAUUGUAUUUUUUAUCAUUGUCAUUGCUGUGAAGUAUUUUCUAUGUUUUAUGCAUGGUGGAAUUAAAUUAUUGAUGAUGGCUUACAA
This is a messenger RNA of Oryzias melastigma (Indian medaka), 2978 nucleotides long. RefSeq names its product N-chimaerin. The record is from RefSeq and is a predicted model, not a curated record. NCBI's taxonomy places the organism in Eukaryota, Metazoa, Chordata, Actinopteri, Beloniformes, Adrianichthyidae. The transcript has 15 exons. Gene Ontology annotation, biological process: signal transduction; regulation of small GTPase mediated signal transduction; positive regulation of GTPase activity. Gene Ontology annotation, molecular function: GTPase activator activity. The coding region runs from base 212 to 1597 and encodes 461 amino acids.